AUGGCUACCCACAAGAAAGCUCCUCCUACAGUCCUGGCCCCGCCGAUCAUAGGCGAGUCGGAGACAGAGAACCAUGAACCAGCCAACAGUCGAAAACGACCAGCUGCUCGAGGCACUGCGUUCUAUCCGCGUAAGCGGGCCAAUGCAGCAUGCCAGGUGUGCCGCGCUCGCAAGACCAAAUGUGAUAAUCAAAAGCCGACCUGCUCAUAUUGCCUAAGUGUUGGGGCGGUCUGCAACCAGACCGCGGAGGACCUGUCUAGCUUUGACCCGGCAAGCCUGAAGAUCCUCGAGCGGCUGGAUGUGCUUGAAAGGUUGAUGCGACAACAAGGCGUUCAGCCAACAACUUCAUUGGAACCAACUUCCUCCUUAGCACAGCAGCAAGGACACGGUUCAGACAGUGUUGCGUCAUCCACCCUUGGCGAAAGCAGACACAAGAACAUCAGAUUGAAUGAUCCGCCAAGUAAGGUACCUUCUCGUGUCCAUUCUGGUCAGGAUACAUUGAUUCCUUCAGUAUCCGGAGAAAAUACACCGCUUCUUGGAGCUCUGCCUGAAUCACCUGAUCGUCUACUAUGCCUUGGUGUUUUCCAGAAGUAUCGAUUCAAUGCUGGCUUCACCAACAAGGACUCAAGUUGGAGUCACUGGGCGGAGAAGCCAACACAAAAAAGACGUAAUUCCGCAACUCGAGACCGUCGUGGGGCACGGUUGUUAGAUGACAAUCUCAGUGAACGCAGGGGUGUGAAUGAGCUUCUGGACAGCUUCUUUACGUUUGUACACUGCAAGAAUCCAAUCCUGAAAGAAGCCCCAACGCGUCGUCUUGUACUAUCAAAGGCUGCGCAUGGUGUUGAUGAGUCGGGUCAGUCAUGCCUGGCGUUUCUUGUGUGUGCUCUAGGACAUCUUGCAACACCGUUUGGAGAGAAUCCCGACAUUCAGAAGGAUGGCACCGGUCCGGAUUCGGCAGUCUAUUCCGAGGCAGAGGUCCUGUUUCAUGAGGCACAAAGUCGAAUGGGGCCCCUGUUGGUGAAUAAUGAAGCUGAUCAUUUGAUUGUUCCGCAAUGUCUGAUCCUUUCUGGUCUCUAUAAGAUGUGCACUUUUCGUCCAUUCCUGGCCUGGCAGUUUUUCGUACAGGCCCUGGCAGCUUCCCAACAAUUUGCAUUCCUACGAAAGAUGUAUAACGAUGAAUACAUCUCAUCUAUCCAUGAAUCUGAAAGAGAGGAGCGAAUUGCCGAGCCUAACUCGCAAGAGCAGGCUGUAUACUGGACUGCAUGGAAAUCAGAGCGUGAGCUGCGCCGAUGCUUAUGUCUGCCAGAUUUUCCAGCCACUGGAGAUACCUCUCGUCUAUAUCCACCACUUUUCCCUACUCCGCCUGAAAUCGCCUCAAACGACUCGGUCGAUCAACGAAGAGAGCGAGCAUCAUGGUUAUUUUACCUAGCUGAAAUUUCUCUGCGUCGGCUCCAGAGCAAUGUCUGUGACGAGAUUCUCUCUCUGUACCGUACCGAGAAGAGCGAGGCCAGUUUUCUGGCUCAUUUGGCUACCCUGGUUCCUGAAUACGAGCAGCAAGGCCGUCGGUGGGCUGCAAGCUUACCGCCAGAGCUAUCACUGCAAGAACCUGCCGAAAGUGACGACAUAUGCCGUUUUGUUCUUCGUGGGCACUAUAUUGAUUACUGCGAAGCUAUCUAUUGGCCGUUUCUAGCAAGCCGGCUGAACAACUUCUCUUCUGUUCCAUCGGUGUUCUCCCCUCAGUCAUCCGCGUCCCAACCUAUUUUGUCGCCUCAACAUGAAUCAAUAAUUCAUGAGAAUACCUCUGCCGCCCUUGAAAUCCGAUCUCCUAAGGUCAGCCAAUAUUCGCCCUCUUCAUCCACCAAUAGACUGGCCGCCUCUACGGCUGUUGUGGAGCUAGCGGCCAAAUGUCUUGAGAUACAACUACGGCGGUUGCACAUCAACUAUCCCGGCUUUACACAUCGACAUCAUGGUACAUUCUUGUUGAUCUGGUCUUGUACACGAAGUGCGCUUGUACUAUUGGCUGCUUCUUUAACAGGACUAGUAAUGCCUUCAGGGUGGCUGGAAGGUAUAACAUGGACCGCAGAAUUGCUAUCUCUGUGGAAAGAUGAGAUGCCUCAGCUCUCAAAGUGGAGAGAUCUGCUCACCUGGACUGUUUCUGAUAUUCCAGAGGGAACCGGAGGCUCAUGA
This is a messenger RNA of Penicillium subrubescens, 2187 nucleotides long. Its product is annotated as Zn(II)2Cys6 transcription factor. Gene Ontology annotation, molecular function: DNA-binding transcription factor activity, RNA polymerase II-specific; zinc ion binding. Lineage: Eukaryota; Fungi; Ascomycota; Eurotiomycetes; Eurotiales; Aspergillaceae. Gene Ontology annotation, biological process: regulation of DNA-templated transcription. The record is from RefSeq and is a predicted model, not a curated record. The transcript has a single exon. Bases 1 to 2187 code for a protein of 728 amino acids.